This is a messenger RNA of Rana temporaria (common frog), 1834 nucleotides long. RefSeq names its product enolase superfamily member 1 (gene ENOSF1). The record is from RefSeq and is a predicted model, not a curated record. Lineage: Eukaryota; Metazoa; Chordata; Amphibia; Anura; Ranidae. Gene Ontology annotation, biological process: carbohydrate catabolic process. Gene Ontology annotation, molecular function: magnesium ion binding; L-fuconate dehydratase activity.
CAUAUGAGGAAGUCUGGGUGCUGCACUCAAAGCUGUACAGGCUGCUAGCUUCCACUGUGUUGACAUUGACUUUUUCCUGUUUUGGAAAGCUAAAAGCAAAUUACUAUGGUUAAAGAAAAGAUUACUGGACUAACCGUGACCGAUGUCCGGUUCCCUACUUCUUUGGGUCACCACGGCUCUGAUGCUAUGCACACGGACCCUGACUACUCUGCAGCAUAUGUGACCCUAGAAACAGAUGCAUCGGAUGGUAUAAAAGGAUAUGGCUUAACCUUUACUUUGGGCAGAGGCACAGAAGUUGUGGUGUGUGCCGUGAAAGCUCUUUCAAGACAUGUGGUGGGAAGAGCGUUUGAAGACAUUGUCAACAAUUUCAGGGGGUUCUACAGGGAGCUAAGCAGCGAUGAACUGCGCUGGAUUGGACCAGAGAAGGGUGUAGUGCAGCUGGCAACUGCUGCAGUACUUAAUGCAGUAUGGGACCUAUGGGCUAAAAAGGAAAGAAAGCCCCUCUGGAAGUUGCUGGUUGACAUGACUCCAGAGCAGCUGGUAUCCUGUAUUGAUUUCAGAUACAUAACAGAUGCACUGACAGAGGAAGAAGCUCUUGAAAUACUUCAAAAUGGAAAACAAGAACAAGAAACCAGAGAGCAGUACAUGCUAAAGAAUGGAUACCCUGCAUAUACAACAUCAUGUGCCUGGUUAGGCUAUCCAGAUGACAGCUAAAAACAGUUGUGUACAGAUGCACUGAGGAAGGGGUGGACAAGAUUUAAAGUGAAAGUAGGGGCAGAUUUACAAGAUGAUAUUAGAAGGUGUAAACUUAUUAGAGAUAUGAUUGGGCCUGACAAUAAACUGAUGCUUGAUGCAAACCAGAGGUGGGAAGUGAAUGAAUCCAUUUCAUGGGUGAAAGAGUUAGCUGUUUUCAAACCUCUCUGGAUUGAGGAACCCACAUCCCCAGAUGAUAUACUUGGCCAUGCAACAAUCUCCAAGGCUUUAGCUCCAUACGGAAUCGGAGUUGCCACAGGAGAGCAAUGUCAGAACAGAGUAAUGUUUAAACAAUUUCUACAAGCUCGUGCUCUCCAGUAUCUUCAGAUUGACAGCUGCAGAUUGGGAAGUGUGAAUGAAAACCUCUCUGUUCUUCUCAUGGCAAAUAAAUACAAUAUCCCUGUUUGCCCUCAUGCCGGUGGAGUCGGUCUUUGUGAACUGGUACAGCAUUUGAUUAUAUUCGACUACAUUUCAGUGUCGAGAAGCCUAGAAAACAGGAUGUGUGAGUAUGUGGAUCACCUCCAUGAACACUUUAAGUAUCCAGUGGCUAUCCAGAAUGCUUCUUAUAUGCCUCCAAAGGAUCCUGGCUAUUCCACAGAAAUGAAACCAGAAUCGGUGUCGCAGUACCAGUUCCCAGGUGGAGAUAUUUGGCAGAAGCUAAUCAUGGAAGAAAGGGUUGAAAUAUAACACUUACAGUAUUAAUGGUUUGAUCUCGGUUUACCUCAACACACAAUGGUUUUCAAUACCAGUACAAUCAGAUUAACAAGAUAAUACACAAUAACCAGAAAAUCCUAACCUAUAUAUAAAAAAAUGAUCCAACAUUAACAGCUAUAAUCCAACUACUUAACCACUUACUGACCAGCGACGCACUCGUACGUCGCUGGACUUCAGAUGGUUAUACCCGCGUGAUGCCUGGAUUGCUUUACAAACAUCAGGAGUGGGUCGCCCCCCCCCCCCACGGCUCAUCAGGAAGCAAUGACCUGACAUCACUUCUGGUUUAACCAGAUGUCAACAUCGACAUUUUUUAAAGACCAGGGGACAUGUAUCGAUGCAAAAAAAAAAAAAAAGUUUUAAAACUGAC